Messenger RNA from Ipomoea nil (Japanese morning glory), 804 nucleotides. RefSeq lists its product as uncharacterized. The record is from RefSeq and is a predicted model, not a curated record. Bases 1 to 804 code for a protein of 267 amino acids. The transcript has 3 exons. NCBI's taxonomy places the organism in Eukaryota, Viridiplantae, Streptophyta, Magnoliopsida, Solanales, Convolvulaceae.
AUGGCUUAUUUUCUGGUGUAUGUGGACGACAUAAUUUUAACUGGUAACAAUACAUCUUUUUUGGAUAAGUUUGUUACUGUUUUAGAUCACAGGUUUUCCAUUAAGGAUCUUGGUGCUCUCCAUCAUUUUUUGGGCGUAGAAGUGGUACCUACCUCCUCCAGCAUGUUUUUAUCUCAAGGUCAGUACUUAGCAGAUAUUCUCAAUCGGUUCAAAAUGGAAGGGGCAAAGGAGGUAUCCAUGCCUAUGGCUUCAGAUAUUGCACUUCAGGCCAAUGACUCUAGGCAUGUGAUAGAUGCAACAAACUAUCGGCGUCUAAUUAGUUUGUUACAAUAUCUAUUGAUUACUAGACCAGUUGUGGCCUAUGUGGUAAAUAAAUUGUCUCAGUAUAUGCAUGCGCCUAAUGAUGGUCACUGGCAAGCGGCAAAACGUGUGCUUCGUUAUCUAAAAGCCUUUUCAGAUUCUGAUUGGGGCAAUGUAAAUGACAAUGGUCGAUCCACUACUGCUUAUAUAGUUUAUCUUGGUACAAAUAUUAUAUCCUGGAAGUCUGCUCGUCAAAAGACAGUGUCAAGGUCAUCAACGGAAGCUGAGUACCGUGCUUUGGCUCAUGCGCAUGUUGCCUUGGAUUACUUCUUCGUUAGGGAUAUGGUGGCUGAUGGUUCUCUUUCUGUGUGUCAUGUAUCUUCUCAUGAUCAAGUGGUUGAUAUGUUAACUAAGCCGUUGGGUCGUGUGUUGUUUCAGCGGUUUCGGUCCAAGAUUGGCGUAACUGAUGGUUCCUCCAUCUUGCGGGGGCGUGUUAAGCAGUAG